AGCGACGCGUGCAGUGACGUCAAAUUGGGAAAUCGAAACUGACAUGGAUUUCCCGAGUAAUGUUUAACACCUGAUCGUUAGACACAAACUGUUGAAGAAAGUUCGGUAUUAAAGCAGCACUGACGAGAGAAAGCCGUCUCAUCGUCCAGACAUCGCUGAAGAACACAAGAGGCCACAGAACGCGCUGUCGCUGUCGCUGUCGCUUAACACGACUAAAGAACGGUGCAGUUACAUUGGUGGUUUGAUUGCAUCAUGGCUCAAACAAAACCGCUCUUUGUUCCCUGGCUGUGUGAACAAAUCCAAAGUGGAGGUUAUCCUGGAGUGUGUUGGAUCAAUAAAGAACAGGGACAGUUUAGCAUUCCCUGGAAGCACGCUUUAAGACAGGACUCCAACAGUGAUGAUGUCCUCAUAUUCAAGGCCUGGGCUCAGACGAGCGCUGCUGGAGAUGGCAGGAUAAAUGGAGAUCACUCUGUUUGGAAGAGAAACUUCCGUAGCGCUCUUCGAGCAAAAGGCUUCAAGAUGAUAUUUGACAACAAGAACGAUGCUGCUAAUCCACAUAAAGUCUAUCAGUUUCCAUCUGAAGCUCAUUCUGCAGCUUUGGGAUCCGAGGGCUCUCAAGAGACUGAUUUCUCACCAGAUCUGUAUUUGGAGGAUAGCGAAGUGUUCCCUACACAUCCACCCCAAGGUUUGGAGCAAGAUUUCACAGGACUAAACCUUAAGGAAAGUCCCUCACGAGUUCGCGAAGUUUGGAAUCCUGAUCAGUUAUAUCUGGGGCUUGGAGAUCAAGGACUCUUCCAAGAAACCAGUCCAUGUCCAGAAUCCCAUUAUCAGAUAAUGGAUACUCAUGCGCCCUUUUCUUCUGCUGAGGGGGCGACAGCUGCGUAUGAACCAGGUGUUGAAGGUGUAGGUCAUCAGGGUAGUAUUCCUAUGCCAAAACUGGAGACGUUUUUUCGGAUUAAGAUUUAUUAUAAAGGGAAGAUGGUAAAGGAACAAUUGGUGGAGAAUGACAUUGGUUUCAGACUGACGUAUCAGGGAAACAUGGACGAGUCCAACUUGAUGGGCAGUGCUAAUCUACCAGUGGUCCGACUGCCUAGUCCAGAAGGUAUUCUGGAUCAGAUCCAGGCCAAGCAUACCAAUGAAAUUCUGAACAAUCUGGGGGGUCUGGAGAUCAGGAGAUUGGAUGGCGUGGUUUGGGGUCACCGCUGGGGAUUGAGCAGGAUCUACUGGGGUCUCUGCAAACAUGAAAACAGCCAAACACCCAGAGAACUCUCCAAAAACAAACCUGAAACCAUCUACUUCUUCAGAGAGUAUAUAUCAGGUUUGAUGGAGUUUAUGCAGACAAGCAAAGAAUCUCCUUCCUGCACUCUUUACUUUUUUCUGGGAGAGAAGUGGCCCGACCCCAAAAAGAAGCCAUGGGAGAAAAAACUCAUCAUGAUAGAGGUUAUUCUGACUUCACUGGAGGAUUUGAAGACGAUGGCUGUUGAAAACGGGGCGUCUUCACUACAGUCGGUGGAGCUCCAGCUCUCUCUGGAACAAAUGAUGGAGCUGUGUUAGAAAGACAUGACUGCACACUUUUACUGGGCUCCUAAACUGAAACAGUUGACUUUACAGUCACAGUUUACAGGUGACUCCAUGGAUAAUUGUAUUUAGGUGUGUGGAGUAAUACUGGAGAGCAGGAUUUCAGGAAUAGUACAAAGGAAUUGUCAAUGAUUCUGAGGAUAAAAAUACAAAGAUGAGUUUACAAGUGCGGUCAGUUUUCAAAUAGAUGUUGUAUUGUGUGCUAUGAUGAAAGAACGAGGAUUGAAACAUUUAAAAACUGCUCAAAUCCAAGUCUAAUGUGCGUUUCGAGUCUGUUUUACACUACUACGGUUCUCUUGAUGAUGUCCGUUUACAGUAUGCUUCUUAGUCUUUUCUUGGCCUGAAUUUCAUUGUGGUUGUAUCUUUGGCAGUCAUCUGAGCCGUUGUUCCAUUGACAUGUCGGGUUUCUUCAGCUUUCUUUUCAGCUGAUAUGAACUAAGAGGUUGGCACUUAGUAUUGUGGUCAUGUAAAACCUGGAAAUUUCAGGGAUUUCUAUGCGUUUUCCAGGCCUGUUCUUCAGUGUCAUGGAUAUGUCAAGAAAAUGUAUAUUCUGCAUUAUGCCCUGUUCCAAUCAUUUCAUUGGAAAGAUAUCGAUUAUAAUUACAAAAUUAGUUUGUAAUCCGUAAUGUCAGAUUUUUGAGUGAAUCAUUUGAGCCAGUUCUAUAACGAUGAAU
Molecule: messenger RNA, 2252 nt
Organism: Carassius carassius (crucian carp)
Lineage: Eukaryota; Metazoa; Chordata; Actinopteri; Cypriniformes; Cyprinidae
Product: interferon regulatory factor 3-like
Exons: 11
Coding region: 253-1554 (433 amino acids)
Biological process (GO): regulation of transcription by RNA polymerase II; immune system process
Cellular component (GO): nucleus
Molecular function (GO): DNA-binding transcription factor activity, RNA polymerase II-specific; protein binding; RNA polymerase II cis-regulatory region sequence-specific DNA binding
Source: RefSeq, a predicted model, not a curated record